UUACGCUACUUAGUGCCACUGCAGACCUAAUUAAAACAGAUUCUCGGACCAUUUCGUCUCCAAUUCCAGAGGACAGAAGUCACCAUGAGUUUCCUCAACUCUGCCCCGAUGUUGACAUCAGUAGGCCUACUUAUUCUGCUUUUGUUGGAUACCGUGUGUGGUUUGAAUCAUUCAUCAAUCGAAGACAUCCUGGAUCGUUUGUUUGUACAAAACAAGUACAACAGUCAUUUGAGACCAAGCGCCAACAUGGACAAGGAACUUUCUGAUAAGACAACAUUCGUUUCCAUCGGUUUCUACGUUCAGAGUUUGGGUAGUAUAAGUGAGGUCAACAUGGAGUACACUCUGGACGUGUAUUUUCGACAGUCCUGGAAUGACCCUCGGCUACAGUUUAACGACACUGAUAAACACAUCAACACGGGGCCGAACUACGUCAGUAAACUGUGGAUACCCGACCUGUACUUUAUGAACAGCAAGAAGGAGACGUUUCACACGGUUACUGCCCCUAACGCGCUACUCCGAAUCUUCCCCAAUGGCGACGUCUUCUACAGUCAACGGCUAAGCCUGGUCGUAGACUGCAACAUGCACCUGCAAUAUUUCCCCAUGGAUGAACAAACGUGUGACCUCAAGACUAUGACCUAUGGCUACGUAAGUAAGGACCUGACCCUGAAGUGGAUGACAGAAGAUUCAUUAACAAUCAACGAGAAAAAUCAGCUGCCUGAGUUCCAGGUGAUGAAAACUGAUACAGCGGAUUGUACACAGACAUUCAUCACAGGAAAUUACAGCUGUUUGAAGGCCAUAUUCCACAUCUCGCGCAGGAUCGAAGUUUACCUCGUGCAAACAUACUUACCUUCAGUCCUCAUUGUGGUCCUUUCCUGGGUUAACUUUUGGAUCGAUCAUCGCGCGACCCCUGCACGUGUCUCCUUGGGAUUACUCUGUGUGCUCACCAUGACAACCCAGAGUACCGGUGUCCAAGCCAAACUACCCAGAGUGUCCUACAUCAAGGCAAUGGAUGUUUGGUUGUAUGUCUGUUUGGUUUUUGUGUUUGGAGCUCUUCUGGAGUAUGCUUUGGUGAAUGUGCAGUCCCGGAAGCAAGAAGAUAAUUCCAAGAAGAAAUACCAGGUCCAGAAUGGUAAUUCAGUCAACAAAGAAAAUGGGGGAGUUGAGACUGUGAUCGUGGAUAUGAAUUUGCCCAAAUUGUCAUGUUCGGAACAAUGGUUGAGUGCUGAACGAGUCGACUCAGCCUCACGAGUUCUCUUUCCGUCAGCAUUUGCAAUAUUUAAUCUCAUUUACUGGUUACAUUAUCAGCUUCCUCAGUCAUGAUGAAUUUAAUUAUCAAGAUGGGAAUAAAUGCACCUAAUGCAACAUGAACUCUGGCAGACGAGAAAUACCAGCUCGGAGAUGACUUUGUGCCGCGGAUUCCCGCCUCCGUCUGUCACAUGGAAGAAACCACCAAAAUGAGUCAAACAUCAUAAUCCACACCAUGGUGCCACCUGCAGGGAUAUAAAACAGCAGUAUACGGAAUACAUUCCAUGGUUUAUGUUUGUUUUAUGCAAUCAGUGUUCUCAUUCUCAUAAAUGCGCAGAUGAAAACAUUUGCCUCCGAAUGGAACAGUGCUAUAGUAUAUGUUUGACUUGAUAUUGAUAUUGCCACAUAGAUAUUAUAGGCUUGUGACACACUGUAUACAUUUCUGAAUAUCUGAAAAGAUACCUAUGGAGCUAACGAAUAGAGUCUCAGGCAGCAAUGUAUAAAAUGUCAUGACGCGUUACAGGCGUGGCAAUUAUUACCCUCGAUUCUGAUACAAGGAAUGUGACAUUCCUGUAUUUUCCUGAUAAAUAAUCAACUUUGCUUUCAGACGAGCCAUCAUUCGAAGCAAAUAAAUAUAAGGGGCUCUGGGCUGAGAAUUCGUUUUUAGACAGUUUUUAGACAGUAAUUACUAAGGAACAGUAAGUUACCUUUUCCCGUGCAAUGGCGACACGAGGCCCAAGCCGGAUUGGCCAUGCUUCUCUUGUGUUGUAUGAGUAUUACGUAACCAGUCGCUCCACGCAUCGUCAUUGCAAAGGCAGGAGUGAGCAAUAACAUGGCUCAGUCCUGUGAUUUUAGGCGGGAAAGGCUGUCAUUGCUUUGCAAAUGACUGGCAAUUACUCCUUAUUAACGUUCAUUGAAUAUUAACGUAGUUGGUAACGUACAUUGUCAGAAGUUCAUAAGUUAAUGGGUUUCUAUUAUUUAUAUUAGAAGUACCUAUGCUAUAUAACUUUGAUAUUUUCCGUGAUUUAACCCCACGUGCCAUCCAACACGAAUAGGAUAAGAAAGAGUCUAGUCAAACAUCCCACAACCAAUUUCGGCAAGAAUAUUAACGUCAGUUUCUAUACAGUGAUGCCAGGAACGUAUAAUCGAUCAGCCACAAACCGAAUGCUAGCCCAAAUCCUCUGUUUAAGACUGAUCGUUUUUUUUAUAGAUGAAUAGUUAAUAAUCCAUCAUAAUCCAUAAUCCAUCUGUUUCAUCUGCUAUGUUAGUCAUGUUAUUCUUGGGGGAGACGUUUUUAUAGCACAGCGUUUCAUGAUCUUUAUGCUCAUUGACAUGGCUUAUCAUUGCUGUUAUAUUUUAUAUUUUAUUUACUUUUGUAUUUAAUAAACACAAAAAUCAUUAUAUU
This is a messenger RNA of Liolophura sinensis, 2650 nucleotides long. Its product is annotated as glycine receptor subunit alpha-2-like. Gene Ontology annotation, molecular function: transmembrane signaling receptor activity; extracellular ligand-gated monoatomic ion channel activity. Lineage: Eukaryota; Metazoa; Mollusca; Polyplacophora; Chitonida; Chitonidae. The transcript has 9 exons. Gene Ontology annotation, biological process: monoatomic ion transmembrane transport. Gene Ontology annotation, cellular component: membrane. The record is from RefSeq and is a predicted model, not a curated record. Bases 85 to 1320 code for a protein of 411 amino acids.